This is a messenger RNA of Rotaria socialis, 558 nucleotides long. The record is from the annotation of a GenBank genome assembly. NCBI's taxonomy places the organism in Eukaryota, Metazoa, Rotifera, Eurotatoria, Philodinida, Philodinidae.
AUGUCAAACGCUAGUAGGUCACUUGCGUCUAGCGAGUCCAAAUCGCUUCCGAAAAUAGUGAUCGAUAACGAUAAUAAAAAUUCUGAAGAAAAUGCUAAUUUCCUUCAACAUCUUGAUACAAAAUCUCGGCAUCAUGCUCAUCAUCAUCAACACCAACAACAGCUGUACAAUUUAAAAAAAUCGAAUAUAUAUAAUAAAAAUAAUUCAUCAAUACCUUCUACAUUUUCAGAACAAACAGCACCAAACUUACUAGAAAUUAAACAACAACGUUUAUUAGCAGCAGCUGAUAGAAAAAAACGUAUUAUUACACGUAUUAUAAGUAUUGUUGGACUUCUUAUAAUUCUUCUCUGUGUCGUUAUCGUAACAUUCACACUUAAAAUGGCACCGAAAAUAGAUGAACUUGUACGUACUAAAACCGGUAAAUAUAAUCUAAUGCAUCAGUUAUCUCGAGUCAGUACACCAUUAGCACCAUUAACAAUGGAAUUAAAUAGUUCUAUUGCAAAUAAUUCUUCAAUGUUGAAAUUUCCUGUUCGUACACGGCGAAGACUAUUUAUUUAA